AUGUUAAUUGUACAUUUACUAGUUAUUCUAGUUCUACCCAUAUUUUGUCGUAGUCAAAUAAACGUUAUAACUACCGGCGUUAUAGAGUAUGAAGAAACCGAUAUGGCAAUAACUUUAUAUAUAACUAUAGAAAAUUUAUAUCAAGACAAUUUCGACAUUAAUCUUAGAAUGGUACACUGCCAUAGUUUACAAGGUGACGCCGUUGGUUUUGAUUCAUCCGAAAAUGAUACCAGACCCAUAUAUCUGAUCGGAGGCGAUAUGGGUACUUUGCAUUCAAAAAACGCUCGUAAUGUUACGUUGAUAUACCCCACAAUGUAUUUCCGCGGUGUUGGUGGUACUUGCACCGUAGCUAUCAAGUAUCAAAGCAAAAGUAAGGCCAACGAAAUGACGACGGAAGUUAAUUUUAAGGCUAGGCCAUUAAAAAAGGACUGCGAUGAAGAGCAGGCGAAAACCAAAGAAAUUUCCCAAUGCAAAACCGAGGAUUUAGACCCCGACAGAGAUUGCAACCCAGUGGACUGUAUGAUGAAAUACGGCGGAGAAAAAAAUUACUUCAAGUAUGCCGCUCAUUUAUGUCAGGAUGUUCCUUUUUGCAUCAUCACCGAGCGUACGCCAGACAUAAUCUACCAGAUCAACAGCAAUGCCUGCAGAAACAUGAAUAGCUAUGUGUCAACGGAAGAUCUUAAGAAACUUGAGAAGAACGAUGCGUCCGCUUGCAGUUGUGUUUACAUGGCGAAUUCCAUUUGCCACCAUGGCGAUGUGAAGAAAGAAUCUGGGACAUGCGAGUGCAAUCCUGAGUGGACGACAACAUCGGAUCCAGAUGAAAUAUACCAACCAACUUUACAGCAGUACCAUGCUUGCAACGUGGAAGUGAACUCGUGGAAUAGCGUCAACAAAAGCAAAGUCAAAACAACAAUUCUAUUAAUAUGCAUUUUUGUCAUAACGGUGGCCUCAAAGUUGGUGAUACUCAUGUGCCUCCUAACGUGGUGCAUAAAAUGGAUCAAGCAACCUUUCAGGAAGAAGCGGCGCGAUGAAGAAUCCGUUCUGAAUUGCCUCUGUAAGCCGCCGUGCCCAUGCAAACCGAAUAAUAAAUUGGUGGUGGUCGAAGAAAAAGAAAAAUCUUCCAAACUAAGUCUAAAGUCGAAAACUACGUCGGAAAGCAGUGUUGCUUAUAAUUGCGAAAAGUGCAAAUCCCAUCAUUGCAAGUGCAACUUGUGCGAGCAUAUAGACAAAUUAAUAGAUAAAAUGAUAAAAAAGAGCGACUCCGAGGAAGGCAUAGGGCCAUGCGGAAAAGCUCAGUGCGAUUGUGAUGUUCUUAGUUCUUCAAGAAAAAGUUCCAAAUCGUCUCCGAAAAACUACCCAAGCAGCAGAGAGGAAGAGGAAGAGGAUGAAGAGGAUGAAGACAUGGAAGAAGAAACAACGGAAGAUGAAGAUUACGAAAUCGAAUUCUCCGAAGGGCAAAGUGAUGAAGACGAUGAAACUCAUCUAUCCCUAAUAAAAGAGGACGAAGAGGAAGACAAGCAACAUUAAUUUAUUUUUAUAAGACUAUAUUUUACUAGUUUUUAAAUGCUAUAAAAAUAAAAAAAUAUUUAUUAAUAUUUCUAUUGACUUUGCAAGGCAUGUACCCCUAUAAUUUUAUCUCCUGGUCUUCCUCGUUUGAUCACGUGUGGUAUGGAUUUUGGCACCAUUCUAAAAAAUACACAAAUCAAUAAAAGAAAUAUUAAGAGAGUUACUAUUUACGUUAUGCAAUCAAUAAUUGGACAGACAGAAAGACACAUGGUGCAACCAGUGCAAUCGUCUGUAACGCAUGGUAUGUGAGUUUCGGCAUCAAAAGUUAUCGCUUGGUAACCAGAGUCGUUGCAAGCCAUGUAGCAUUUUCCACAGUUUAUGCACAUAUCCUAAAAGUAAAAAAUAUAUAAAACCUUUACAAAAUUGACUUAAUAUUGCUUACAUCAUCUAUCAAGGCCACUACUUGUUUGGUGUUGUCCAAUUUCUUAUAUGCUCCAAUUUGAGGCAGCGAUCUUCCAAUAACAUCUUUAAUACUUGGAGCAUUUCCUGUACUUGCAGCUUCAAAACCAUUAGUGUAUCCACAAGUUUUACCGUCGUGGUGCAUCAAAGAUUCUUCGGAAACCUUAUUUUCCCUAUGGAGUUUUUCAAGUUGUUGCUCUCGUUGUUUUUGGUAA
Molecule: messenger RNA, 2180 nt
Organism: Brassicogethes aeneus
Lineage: Eukaryota; Metazoa; Arthropoda; Insecta; Coleoptera; Nitidulidae
Source: the annotation of a GenBank genome assembly